Molecule: messenger RNA, 2463 nt
Organism: Vespula pensylvanica (western yellowjacket)
Lineage: Eukaryota; Metazoa; Arthropoda; Insecta; Hymenoptera; Vespidae
Gene: elgi
Product: E3 ubiquitin-protein ligase NRDP1
Exons: 3
Coding region: 408-1373 (321 amino acids)
Biological process (GO): positive regulation of JNK cascade; protein K63-linked ubiquitination; tumor necrosis factor-mediated signaling pathway
Cellular component (GO): plasma membrane signaling receptor complex
Molecular function (GO): metal ion binding; ubiquitin protein ligase activity
Source: RefSeq, a predicted model, not a curated record
UAUAUAUACUUGUAUCGUAUAUUCACGCUUGUAUCGUGUAUACACAUUUGUACCGUAUAUUCACGUUUGUAUCGUAUAUACACACUUAUAUCGCGUAUCGUAAUCCUUCAUUUUUCGGUGCAACGUGAUCAUUGCCAAUUGUUAAUUGGUUCUCGUACAAAAUAUUUGCAACGGACAGCUUGUUCGUCUCUUCAAAAGUAACGGUAUAUACAUACAUACGUAUAUGUAUAUGAACAUGUACAUGUAUACACAUAUAUUGUAUAUUUGAGCUUUCUCGUCGAUCUGUGCCAUCGAAACCGAAGUUCGAGAGGGACGAACGAUCUUCGUCCGGUUUAUGCGAAAUAUCGAACGAAGUAUCGGAAAAGGCGUAAUACCUAGUUAGCUAAAAAGGCACAAAGUUGCGCGUUAUGGGGUUCGAUGUGAACCGAUUUCAAGGAGAUGUGGACGAAGAACUCGUCUGUCCGAUUUGCUCCGGUGUUCUCGAAGAUCCUGUCCAGGUGAGGAAUAUGUUACAGGCUCCUGUAUGUGAACAUGCUUUCUGUCGUUCAUGUAUCAACGAAUGGAUAAACAGACAACCGACUUGCCCUUUGGAUCGUACUCCCAUUACCUCUGCACAAUUGAGAACAGUUCCAAGAAUUCUUCGAAAUUUAUUGGCUCGUCUAUGUAUCACUUGUGAUAACAUUGUGUAUGGAUGUCAAGUAAGCAUCAAAUUGGAUAGUUUAGGAACACAUUUAGAACAGUGUGAAUAUAAUCCCAAAAGACCAACGUUAUGCGAACAAGGUUGUAAUCUUAUUAUUCCAAAAGAUGAAUUAAAAGAUCAUAAUUGUGUAAGAGAACUUAGAAGUUUAAUACAGUCUCAGCAGCAAAAACUAGCUGAUAUGAAAAGAGAUUUAGGUGAACAACAACUUCAAAUAAACGAACAUAAACGAGAAAUACACUUAUUAAAAGAUUUUAUGAAAGCAUUAAGAGUAUCGAAUCCAGCGAUGAGAGCUAUUGCUGAUCAAAUGGAAAGAGACGAAGUAGUAAGAUGGUCUGCAACUCUUCCUCGUGCUAGAGUUACCAGAUGGGGAGGGAUGAUCUCAACGCCAGAUGAAUCAUUGCAGAUAAUGGUCAAGAGAACAUUGUCCGAAAAUCAUUGUCCACCUCACAUCAUCGAUGAACUAAUGGAAAAUUGUCAUGAAAGAAAAUGGCCAUCAGGCUUAAAUUCUUUGGAAACUAGACAAAAUUCAAGAAGACAAUAUGAAUAUUACAUAUGCAAGAGAGUGCCUGGAAAGCAAGCUGUUUUAGUUCUUCAUUGCGAUAAUACGCACAUGCCAGAAGAUAUGAUCAUUGAGCCUGGUUUAGUGAUGAUUUUUGCUCAUGGUAUUGAAUAAAUAAACAUAUGAAGAGCCAUCAAAUAUCAAGGUGCUUUUAGGAACAAAAAUGAACUUCAACAAGUUGAGUGUAUCCAGUUGAUGUUUGCUAUGAUUCCCCAAUGAUGCAUACAUAUUAGCUUUAUGCAUGUGUGCACAUUUUAAGAGGUUUGGGUGUAUUAAUGUCUCCCACAAACUGCAAUUUGCAGAAAUAGUAAAAACCGAUUAAUCCAUAACUUUUGUGAUACGUGAAUGUACAGACACAAUUGCCACAUACAAAAUCUAAUUAAAUGUCUGAUUGUUAUACUGUGAUAUGAUAUAUUAAUUUGUUGGAAAAGUUCCUGAGAUUAUUUGAUGAAUAGCAAACGAUUCCAAAUUUAUUAUUAUAGGAUUUUAAUAGAAUUAUUAUAAUAUUCCAAAUUUAUUAUUAUAAGAUUUUGCUUUAAAGAUUUUUUUAAUUCAUCUGUAAUGGAUUAUUUAUCAUCUAUUUCAGGAAAUUUUUUGAAUAUUUUAGGCUUUUUUAAGUGUUUUAUUACGAUAACUUUAAAAAAUGUAAAAAAUAAUGCAUAGAUUGUAAUGAUAUAAUAUUUACUAUUAAUAAGCGCUCAAUGUGUUCUUAAGAAACAAGAAACGAUCUCUGAAUAUACAAUGUAUACAUUGGUCUUAUAAAUUAUAGUAAAAUUAUUGCUAAUGAUUAUGAAAUGAUCAGGACAUUAUGCAGUAUUAGACAAUUAAACAGUGGUUUAAUGUUUUUCAGCAACUUCAACACUGCUUUGUAUAAUCAUAAGCACAAAAAACUAAUUUAUUUAAAAUUUCAUACAAGUAACACAUGUAAUGAAAGUGAUUCAUGAUGCAUAAAACCUUAUCAAUUUUUCUUGACUGUCAUUAAUAGCAGACUGUAAAAUAAAGCGAUAGUAAUCUUAUAACUGCUCUUACAAUUAGACAAAUAAUCCUUUAUUGUUUUUGUAAUUAAUCAAUGUUACAGAUUAUUAUAUCUAAUUUAUAAGCACGAAUGACUGAUCAGAGAUAAACUAUUGUAAUUUUAUAUUCACCAAGAAUGCAACAGAAAAUGGAUAAAGAAAGUUAAUAAACAUGAUUUUUUAAAUAACAA